AUGGCAGUCCCUCAGCGGACACUCAACUGGUUAUAUUCAGCCUUGACCAAGGAUCACUACGACCCCAAACAGACCUACCACGACCCUAAUCGAGCCUACCACGAUGUUGUCAACACGCUUGCUCAGUACCCCUCGCUCUCCCCUCGCACUGAUGUUUAUACCUACGAGAAUGGCUUCUCUGCCCUUCUUCUCCACCUUGUCGGCACGCUGCCUACGGUCUUCCGAGGGACAACAUACCGGUUCCCUGUCGCUAUUUGGAUCCCAAAUACGUACCCGCGCGAACCGCCCAUGGUAUAUGUGACACCACCCCAAGAUAUGACAGUCCGUGUUGGCCAACAUGUCACACUCGAGGGGCGGGUGUAUCAUCACUAUCUUGCGCAUUGGGCUGAAGCCUGGGAUAAAUCAACACUUGUCGACUUUUUGUCAAUUCUCCGUGAUGUAUUUGCCAAGGAGCCUCCCGUUCGCUAUCGUCAACAGAUGCCACCUCAGCAACCCCAACAGGCGCAGACACAAUCUCCCCCGCCGGUACCACCUCUUCCACCUGGGAUGGGGCCCUCGCAAGCUGCGGUCCAGGCACAAUCUCCUCGCCCAAUAGUUCAGACCCAAUCCCCUCCACAGCUCCCUCCGAAACCUGGGUCGGUUCCCACGCAUCAACAAUCGCCAGCCCAGUUGGCAGAACGGUACCGAUCCCCUCCACCGCUGCCACCGCUGCCUCCGAAGGGAUAUGACCCUAGACGAGCGUCGUCAAUCCCCAUGGGAGUAGCAGGCUCUGGAAGCCAGGUACCUCAGCAGUAUGCGCCAUCACAAUACCCAGCUUCGCAAUCUACGGGGCACACCAUGUCUCCGGUACCCCAGAGCCCAACAUACAAUAGAAACGCCGGUUUCAAUGGACCUCAACAACCACCCUAUGCUCGUCAAGCUGGGCCACAUGGCACACAGGCUCCGCCGAUUCCACAGCAAGCUCCUCACCAAUAUCCUCCCCAAGCAUCACAGUCUCAAUACCCGGGUUAUCAGCCUCAACACCCUCUCUCACAACAGCAACCACCACCACCUGGGCCCCCAUACCCACAAAACUCUCCUUAUCCAUCAAAUUACCCACAUCCGCCUCCAGCAGCACCUGCUCCAAAGACCCAGGCACCAGACCUUCUUACGUCUCCCUUUGAAAUCGGGCUCCCAUCAUUUGCACCCACAGGACCAGCUCCUCCAAUCCCACCAAACCCAGAAAAGGAUGCUCUCCUACAGGCUGUCUCUAGAACACUGGCCGAGACCUUAGCAAAUCAAGCCACGCAAUCCGAUGCAGCAACACACUCCCUAGUCUCGCAAUCCCACUCCCUGCAUGCAGCAAUGGCAACCCUGCAAAACGAAGUGUCCGCCCUCAACGCCUUACAAGCAACUCUCCAAUCCAACACCGCCAUCCUCCAGCAAUCUAUCCAUCGUGCAGAUGCCACAAUCGCAGGUGCCCAGGCCCGCGCAGUAUCGUCCGCUACCCCGUCAGCAUCUACUGCAGCUGGACCCUCAGAUCCUCCGUCUGGCCUCCCACCCAUCGACGAGGUCUUGGUUGCCCCCACAGUCGUCGGGAAACAGCUUUAUGAUCUCGUUGCGGAAGAAGAGGGUAUCCAGCAUGCGCUUUAUGCGCUGCAGGCUGCUCUCGUACGUGGCGUUAUUGGGGUGGAUUCUUGGUCUCGUCAAACACGCGGUCUUGCGCGUGAGGCAUUCUUGAAGCGAGCACUGAUCACUAAGAUUGGACGUGGGAUGGGAUUGGAGACUUCCGUUUCAUAA
Messenger RNA from Penicillium pulvis, 1779 nucleotides. RefSeq lists its product as uncharacterized. Lineage: Eukaryota; Fungi; Ascomycota; Eurotiomycetes; Eurotiales; Aspergillaceae. Gene Ontology annotation, biological process: protein transport; protein modification process; endosome to lysosome transport. The transcript has 4 exons. The coding region runs from base 1 to 1779 and encodes 592 amino acids. The record is from RefSeq and is a predicted model, not a curated record. Gene Ontology annotation, molecular function: ubiquitin binding. Gene Ontology annotation, cellular component: ESCRT I complex.